AUGACUUACCUGAAAUGGGUUCUAAAUGAAACUCUACGUCUAUAUCCGCCAGCCCCUUUUAAUCUCCGCAUGGCCAGCAAGGAUACUUUCCUGCCAGCUGGUGGCGGCCUAGAUGGAAAGGCACCCCUCUAUGUUUCUAGAGGCCAUGAGAUCAUAUAUAGUGUAUACACUAUGCAUCGAUUGCCUGAAUUUUAUGGACCAGAUGCAGACGGGUACCGACCAGAGAGAUGGGUAAAUCUGCGGCCUGAUUGGGCGUACCUUCCGUUCAAUGGUGGCCCUCGGACUUGCGUUGGACAACAGUUCUCAUUGACCGAGGCUGGAUACACCAUUGUCCGGAUUCUACAGGAAUUCAAUGCAAUUGAACCUCGUGAUCCAGAACCCUUUGUGGAGGCAUUGCUGUUGGCGUUGUCUAGUGCCAAUGGAACAAAGGUUGCCAUGAGCCCUGUCUAG
This is a messenger RNA of Penicillium daleae, 450 nucleotides long. RefSeq lists its product as uncharacterized. The record is from RefSeq and is a predicted model, not a curated record. Bases 1 to 450 code for a protein of 149 amino acids. Lineage: Eukaryota; Fungi; Ascomycota; Eurotiomycetes; Eurotiales; Aspergillaceae. The transcript has 2 exons. Gene Ontology annotation, molecular function: iron ion binding; monooxygenase activity; oxidoreductase activity, acting on paired donors, with incorporation or reduction of molecular oxygen.